Owenia fusiformis is the source of this 868-nucleotide messenger RNA. The record is from the annotation of a GenBank genome assembly. NCBI's taxonomy places the organism in Eukaryota, Metazoa, Annelida, Polychaeta, Sabellida, Oweniidae.
GUCCAUAUAUAGACGAUCAGGAUUAUGAAAAAACACGUUCUGUUUUUCUGUACGCUCUUCACGCCUUUCUUACUGGUUCUGCUUAUACACAUACAUUGGCUGAUGCAGGGAUGUUCUGGAAGUUCCACAGGAGGCAUGGCUGAUCUGACAUGGCGAGAAGCCGAACUAUUGUUCAAAACAUUCGUGCCGAAAGAGAGAUACAAUUGUAAAAAUAUUGUAAAAGUUGGUCGCACUCCCGAGAAAAGAAAUGGAGAAGGCAUCUACCCUACUUGCAUGGACGAGACAUAUGAAGUGAAGGUGCCAUGCAUCGUGUACGCAUUUGGUAUUGCUGGUCAAUGGGAAUUCGAGGAUGACUUUGCCAGACGCGGAUGCCAGGUGUUUGCAUUUGAUCCCAGUAUGAAUACUGAUAGCCACAAACGAGCUGACAACAUUUGGUUCUACAACAUAGGCAUUGGCACCAUCGACACUGAUACUUUCACUCCUCGUGUAGAUAAUUACGUCAAAAAAUCAAAGCUUUUCACCUGGAAAGUGCGAACGAUGGAAUCAAUCAUGAAAAUGCUCGGACACACAAAUAGUACGAUUGAUGUGCUCAAAAUGGACGUAGAAAGUUACGAAUUUGAUAUCCUCUCGAGAAUGAUGGAAGAUGGUACUUUAAAGCAAGUGCGACAGGUUCUUAGUGAAUGGCAUAUAUUUGGAGAUCAGAAAUAUGACUAUCCUACGAAGUAUUCAAUUGCAAAACAGUUUUGGAAGUAUGGAUUUCAGGCCUUUAGUGUUGUAGAACAUGAUCCUAAUUAUCCUUCAACUAUUUGUAAACAGUAUUGUUUCCAAAUCGAUUUUGGUUUUGUUAAUACAAAAUACAAAUAACUAU